Molecule: messenger RNA, 2076 nt
Organism: Pneumocystis jirovecii RU7
Lineage: Eukaryota; Fungi; Ascomycota; Pneumocystomycetes; Pneumocystales; Pneumocystaceae
Exons: 9
Coding region: 1-2076 (691 amino acids)
Biological process (GO): positive regulation of mRNA splicing, via spliceosome
Cellular component (GO): spliceosomal complex
Molecular function (GO): RNA binding
Source: RefSeq, a predicted model, not a curated record
AUGGAUCCAAAGUCUCAUGAAACACUGUCGCCAUUGGCGCUUUCUCAGAAACAUGAAGUGUCGUCUUUGAAUUCUGAGCGACAAGUACUAUCGUCAGCUGCAUCGCCAGCAACUACAGUUUAUUUUAAUGAGUCUGUAUCUGGAUAUGUUGAAGAUCAAGCGGGUUUUUCAAAGCCUGAAUCAUUGCACGAAGAUAUAUUAGAUAAUGAAGAAAUGGAGGCUUCUGUGCAUUGUGCUUCGUCUGAAACGGGUCAAGAUUCUGUAUCAUCACAUUUAUUGGUGAAAGGUGUAGUAUUUUCUCAUGAGACAACAUUUGCUCCCAAGAAGACAACAGAAUCAUCGGAGAAUCGAGGAAGACCAGCUGCGUGUUUGUUUGUUGCUAGUUUGUCAUCAUCUCGUACAGAUGAGCAAUUAUGUGUAUCUGUUACGAAUCAUUUUCGUAAGUGGGGGAAUUUGCUUAAUGUAAAGGUAUUGAAGGAUUGGAUGCAGCGACCAUAUUCUUUUGUUCAAUUUGAAAACUUUGAUGAUGCAAAAAGAGCCCUUCGUGAGGCUCAUAAUACAGUUAUUGAUGGGCGACAUAUUCGUGUUGAAAAAGCGCGUGUUAAUCGCACGCUCUAUAUUUCUAGAAUUGGACAACCAUUGGAAGAACAGGAUGUAAGGAAUUUGCUUGAGCCAUAUGGCGAAAUCGAAGAUAUUGUGAUUCCUUCUAAUUCUAGUCAUAUGUUCCGUAAUAAUCUAGGGAAAUGUUGCUUUGCCCGUUUUGCCUUUAGGGAUGAUGCAAUUCAAGCAUUUAGUAAUCUCCGUCGCAAUGGGAAUUGGGUUGUUGAAUGGGCUCAGAAUCUUGAUCAGAAUACUUCACAUACACCGGCAAUUCCUAUUGAUAAAACGUCUAUUUUUGUAGGACAGUUAAAUCCUUCAUUGGUGACCCGAGAGUCUCUUUUGAAUAGGUUUAAAAAGUAUGGAGAAAUUGUUGAGUGUAGUCUUGUAAAUAAGCCUAAUUCUAAUCGAACGGCUUUUGCGUUUUUACAAUUUGAUUCUAUCUCUGGCGCAUCUGCUGCUGUUGAAAAUGAAAACAAUAGCACUUUUCUUGAUAGAGUAAUUAGAGUGCAAUUUCGAGAAUUACAUGAUAAGGCUGAUUUAUCUGGAUAUGAUGCGAGAUCUAUGCCACCUAUUAAUUCUCAGACUCAAUUUGGCUGUAAAUUUCCUCUUUCAGUUCCGUUUAUUCCACGGUUGCGUUCUAAGUCAAAUGAUUCUUUAUCUCUUGUAAAUCGGGGAUCUAUGUAUACUCAAGAUAAUCCCUGUAUUCAAGGUUAUUAUUCUGGAAUGACGGGUCAGUCUUUUCCUAUGCGGUCUCAAGAAGCGUUUAUGGCAGCUUAUAGAGCGGCAUUAGUUGCUCCGACUCCAUUGAAUCCGCCUCCAAUUAAUCCACAUAGUGGAUAUUCUGGAAAUAUUCAGGUGCCGUAUCCGACUCCUCCAGUUGGGUUAGCAAGUCAUAUUAAUUCGAAUUCCGCUUCUGGAUAUAAUAAUCAGCAUCUUAUGGUUAAUAUUCAUCAGAAUCCUAAUGUUAUACCCGCACCAUUUUAUUACUUUGGAGGGAUAAAUGUUCCAUAUCAAAGUAUACCGUCAAGUUCAUUAAAUCAGGAUGGUUUAGCUUCUCAACAGGAUCGUGCUAAAGGAAAUAAUGUUCCUCAACCUUUUUUGUCUCAUUGGGGAACACUGGUUCCCACGUUUAUUCAUGGGCCAGCGCCAUCUUCUAUGCAGCCUUCUAUAUCAUUACCAGGGCAUUCACUUCCACAGCAUCAAGAUUCACUGAAUAGGGUGUAUCAUUUCCCGGAAGGUAUUGCUAAUGGUGCUAUACAUCCUGCAUGGGAUCCGUCCUUUGGUUAUUAUCGUUUCGAUAAUCAAUGUUCACCGGAUGCACCUGCAUUUUCUAUGCAGGUGCCGGCUUUGCAAGACAAUCCGGGGCCUAACUUUCCUGUGUAUGGGGAAGCUCUUGGACAUAAUGCUGAUCAAAGUGCUCAUCCUCCAUCCUACAUGCUUAAUCAGCCUGUUGUUAAUGGUGGAAUUACAACGUGA